CGUUUUCUUACCCCAAGUGUAAAUACAAAGCAAAAAAUUGGAAAAGAGUUUGGAGUUUUUGCAUUCACGUUGCGGAAAACCCUAACAAAAGUCCAAUUUAAAUUUAUUCUAAUCUGUUGUUCAAGCAAAGUCUGUUUUCCGCACUUGCUUUUUACUGUUUUCUUUUACAUUACUCUUUAAAUGGUAUGUUCUCCGCGUCGGAUUUUCAGUACGAGUUACAAAGGCAAAAUCUUUCAAGGCAAUACUUCGGUUGUUGGAGACUGGAGCUGGAAAAGAAAAGGAUCAUAUAUGGAGGGCGACGCAGGAAGAGGUUUGGAAUGCCAGAAGACUAUGGAUGGGAAGGAGAGUAAUGCCAGUGGUCCAGACAAGGCUGUUCUUCCUUCUUGCUGUUUGAAAGCUAGGGCAUGCGAUCCAGAGCCUGAUGCCAAAUCCCAUUCAACAGUCUGCUCUGGAUGGUUCUCUAAACCUCGUUCACCCUCUGGUGAAGAUGACAGGGUGUUGUAUUUCAACAAUCCAAUGUGGCCAGGAGAAGCACAUUCUAUCAAAGUUGAGGAGAUCCUAUUCAAGGAAAGAUCGGAAUACCAGGAGGUUCUGGUAUUCAAGUCUUCUUCUUACGGGAAAGUGCUUGUGCUAGAUGGCAUUGUUCAGCUGACUGACAAAGAUGAAUGUGCCUAUCAGGAGAUGAUAGCUCAUCUUCCCCUGUGUUCAAUCAAAUCCCCUAAAAAUGUUCUUGUUGUUGGUGGUGGUGAUGGGGGAGUUCUUAGGGAAAUAUCUCGUCACAACUCUGUGGAGCUUAUUGACAUUUGUGAGAUAGACAAAAUGGUUAUAGAUGUUAGCAAAAAAUUCUUUCCGGAGUUAGCUAUCGGCUUUGAAGACCCACGAGUCAAACUUCAUGUUGGCGAUGCUGUGGAAUUUUUAAGGCAUGCCCCUGAAGGCAAGUAUGAUGCAAUUAUAGUCGACUCAUCGGAUCCUGUUGGUCCUGCCCAGGAACUGGUAGAAAAACCAUUUUUUGAGACAUUAGCUAGAGCAUUAAGACCUGGUGGUGUUCUUUGCAACAUGGCAGAGAGUAUGUGGCUUCACACACAUCUGAUUCAGGAUAUUAUUGCUAUUUGCCGUGAAACAUUUAAGGGUUCUGUUCACUAUGCAUGGACCAGUGUUCCUACAUAUCCGAGUGGCGUUAUUGGGUUUGUGUUAUGCUCAACUGAAGGGCCGCCUGUUGAUUUUUUGAACCCAAUCAAUCCCAUCGAAAAGCUUGACGGAGCGCUUCAAUAUCGCAGGGAACUAAGGUUUUACAAUUCUGAGGUUCAUAGAGCUGCAUUUGCCUUGCCGUCUUUUGUAAAGCGAGAGGUGAGCUGUCUGCGAGAUGUCCUGCCUACAAACUUAGUAGUUUGAUUUUUACUGACUACUCAUCCAUUCCCAUGUUAUUCGGAACUACACGAGAGUGUUAAGAGUACUGAUCGGACUUUUAGAUAAGCAGUCGAAGCAAGCGUAGACGCUGCGAUGACUCUAUGUAUUAGGUGUUUGAUUGGCAUAUAAGCAGGUGUUUUGGAAUCUUCUGAGUACUGUGAAGUCUAUUGAUAAAUUUGUGAUUCAGCAACACUAUAUUGCACUGCUCUUUCUCAGAAAGUGCAGCAUUAUGAAUUUUAUGGGUGCUGGGAUGUUUCAGCUGUUUGUUUCUUUUAAUAUAUGUUUGCUUUUGUUUUU
Messenger RNA from Ipomoea triloba (trilobed morning glory), 1704 nucleotides. Its product is annotated as spermine synthase-like. The transcript is spliced from 11 exons. Gene Ontology annotation, cellular component: cytosol. NCBI's taxonomy places the organism in Eukaryota, Viridiplantae, Streptophyta, Magnoliopsida, Solanales, Convolvulaceae. Gene Ontology annotation, molecular function: spermidine synthase activity. The coding region runs from base 181 to 1392 and encodes 403 amino acids. Gene Ontology annotation, biological process: spermidine biosynthetic process. The record is from RefSeq and is a predicted model, not a curated record.